Messenger RNA from Pseudo-nitzschia multistriata, 2986 nucleotides. The record is from the annotation of a GenBank genome assembly. NCBI's taxonomy places the organism in Eukaryota, Bacillariophyta, Bacillariophyceae, Bacillariales, Bacillariaceae.
GUUCAACGUCACGGUUCACAUCGGAUCGCAUGCAUCGUGUCAUGCGAUGGCAACCAAUCGAAGGCAACACAAUAUUUCAUCACAAAAAGUUAGUUUUCUUGUUGGGUUCUUGUGUUUGAGCUCGGGUGCUUGAUUCAUCCUCGCUCGACCAAUUCAUCAACAAACGAAAUCUGGGAGCCCUUUCACGGACCAAAACCAUGAACAGAGUGGUCCUCCUUGCGUCGAGAGCUCCGCGGGGUACGACCAUCCCGCUGCAAACCAAAUCCCCCGCCCUGCUCCGAACAAACACUUUCCGGUCGGCAGGAGCGAUCGACCCGGCAGCAACGAUUCCGGCGGCGAGGGGUCGUUCGAUCGCGACAGCUAGCAAUCCCGCAGAAGAAAGCGGUACUGGCGAGAGACGCAGCAUAAGCAUGAAAACCCAUCCCCCGUUUGGAUCGGCACCAGGGCCGAGGGCAGUCGGGUUCCCACCGGCGAUAGCCUUCCGUCGACAAGACGCCCUCCACGACCAGCAACGCCGCUUCUUUUCUUCCCCUCCUCCGGGGGCCGGCCAGAGCCUCGGAAGCAUCUUCGGGACCGAUCCAUCGGGAGGUUCGUACCUGGAGGACUUCACCAUCGAUCUGACCGAAAUCGCCAGGGGUGGGAAGAAACAGGGAGGCGCCGAUUCCCCCGGCGGGAACGGAAGCGGUGGCAACACGAAAAUGGAUCCCAUCAUCGGCCGGCACGAAGAAAUCGGGCGCUGCCUACAGAUACUGGCCCGGCGCACAAAGAGCAACCCGAUUCUCAUCGGGCAGGCGGGGGUGGGCAAGACGGCCGUCGCGGAGGGCCUCGCCCAGCGCAUCGUGGGGGGCCAGGUGCCGGAAUCCAUGAAGCACAAGCGGGUCCUGAGCCUGGACGUGACCGGCCUGGUGUCGGGUGCCUACAUGAGGGGACAGUUCGAGGAACGCCUCAGGGGCAUCCUCAAAGAAGUGACCGAGUCGGACGGAAGCGUCAUCUUGUUCGUAGACGAAAUCCACCUGAUCGGAACGGCCGGAAAGGGAGAAGGCUCGGUGGACAUGGGAAACAUGCUCAAGCCGGCCCUGGCGCGGGGUGAUUUGCAGCUAAUCGGUGCCACGACCCUCGACGAGUACCGCAUCCUGGAAAAGGAUCCGGCGCUGGCCAGGCGGUUUCAGGCCGUCUACGUCGACGAACCUUCCGUGGAAGACACCUUGUCGAUUCUGCGGGGCCUCAAGCCCCACUACGAGCUGCACCACGCCGGCAUCCGAAUCAAGGACGAGGCCCUCGUCGCGGCGGCCGAGAUGAGCGACCGGUACAUCACCGAUCGGUUCCAGCCCGACAAAUCCAUCGAUCUCGUGGACGAAGCCUGCAGCCAGCUCCGACUGGAACAGGAAUCCAAGCCAGAGGUCUUGUGGAAGGUCGAGCGGGACCUCAUGACGAAGCAGAUCGAAAUGAGUGCAUUGCAGGGAGAAGACGACAAGAAUUCCAUCAAGCGCAGAGAGACGGUAGCCUCGGAGGUAGAGGAAUUGAAGCAGCGAGCCCAAAAGCUCACCGAAAUGUGGCAGGAGGAGCGAAAUUCCCUCACGCGCGUCAAGGAUCUCAAGCAGGAACUGGCAGAAGCCCAGCAGGAAAUGGAAAUUGCGCGAUCCAAGGGGGACUUUGCCAGAGCCGGGGAACUCCUGCAUUCAAAAAUUCCGCAUUUGAAGCACGAAUUGGAAGAAACGGAGAAGGAGGAAGACGAUGCGUCAGCCACGCAAGGCAGCCGCCUCUUGAAUGAUUCUGUCGAUGCAAGUGCCAUUGCCGCAAUAGUUGCUCGAUCUACUGGGAUUCCGGUAUCCAAAAUUACGGGAACAGAGUCCCGGAAGCUGCUUGACAUGGAGGACAAAUUGCGACAGCGUGUGAUCGGCCAGGAUCAUGCACUGCAAGCGGUGUCCAAUUGCGUGCGAUUGUCGCGCACGGGGUUGCAGGCACGGGACCGGACCCUCGGAAACUUUUUGUUUGCCGGACCGAGUGGGGUUGGAAAGACGGAACUGUGCAAAGCACUGGCAGAGUUCCUCUUUGAUGACCAAAACGCAAUGACUCGCAUCGACAUGUCGGAGUUUGGUGAAAAACAUACCGUCUCUCGAUUGAUCGGAUCUCCACCCGGAUACGUUGGAUACGAAAAAGGCGGAGUUCUUACCGAAGCAGUCCGCAGACGUCCAUACCAGAUUCUUCUGCUCGACGAGUUCGAGAAGUCGCACCCGGACGUGUGGAAUCUACUGCUGCAACUGUUCGACGACGGUAGACUGACCGACUCUCAUGGCCGUGAGGUUGACUUUUCGAAUGUGAUCGUUGUCAUGACCUCAAACAUGGGAGCCCACGUCAUAUCAGAAUUGCCGAGCCAUCUGAAGGGAAACGAACCAGAGGUCAAGGAAUCCAUAAUGAACGUCGUCCGCAACACUUUGAGCCCAGAGUUGCUGAAUCGCAUCGAUGAAACAGUGAUCUUCAACCGUCUUCAACGCGAACAAAUGGGUCAGAUCGCCGGGAUUCACCUCGAGGACAUCGCGACGCGUUUGGAGGAAAACCAUGGCAUGGCAUUGAAAGUUAGCAAAUCUGCUCAAGCUUGCAUCGAAGAGCACGGUUUUGACAUUCGAUACGGUGCGCGCCCGCUAAAACGAGCAAUCACAAAAGAUAUAUUGAAUCCAUUGAGUAAAGCCAUUCUUGGAGGCGAGAUUCGUGAUGCGGAUCUUGUUCGUGUUGUGACCCGUGGAGAGGCCAUCAAUCUCCAGAACGAAGAACGCCAUCUUGGAUGGGUGACAGGUGCUGACCCCAGAUCCACGGAUAGAAACGACGUUGUUCUUCUGAAGAAUCACGAGGCUUACACGGACGACGAUAUUUCUGGUUCUGGAAAAGUGUCCGGGGAAGAUGAUGACUACUAUAGCGACGAGUGGAGAGCCUGAUCAAUAAGCACAAAUAAAUACACAGUAAUGUUAAAUAAUGUAUGAUGCCCAUU